Messenger RNA from Laccaria bicolor S238N-H82, 498 nucleotides. RefSeq lists its product as uncharacterized. The record is from RefSeq and is a predicted model, not a curated record. The transcript is spliced from 3 exons. Lineage: Eukaryota; Fungi; Basidiomycota; Agaricomycetes; Agaricales; Hydnangiaceae. The coding region runs from base 1 to 498 and encodes 165 amino acids.
AUGAGCUAUCACUCUCAAUCCCACUUUGAUCCUAGCCCUCGCCGCCUUCCAUCUGUACCACAUGAAUCCAGACGUGCCUCUCGCCCGCUACCAAAAAUUCCGCGGGCACUAAUGUGCAAGCAAUGCCUGACAUGCAUCACGUCCAACAAUGUUCUCCUUCCUCUAUCAGCUAUUCCCCCGGAUUCUCGUUCUUUCAAGGGGUUUUCAGGCAAAGCAUCGCUAUUCACAGAGACAUAUAAUGUAAAAUUGUCGAAACCGGGAGUGCAGCUCAUGGCUACGGGCGCGCACACCAUGCAAGAAAUUACCUGCUUGACAUGCUCUUCUUAUCUGGGAUGGAAAAUUGUGCGCGCCCAUGAAGAGUCGGAGCGGUGGAAAGAGGGAAAUUGUCUGCUAGAGCUUGAAAAUCUUCAUGUCCAAAUCGACACCAUUGCGCCUUUGAAUCUCCCGUCCAAUCCAAGCCGGCCAGACUCUGACUCCGGUUCGGAUUCUGGCUUCUAA